This is a messenger RNA of Rubroshorea leprosula, 2468 nucleotides long. The record is from the annotation of a GenBank genome assembly. NCBI's taxonomy places the organism in Eukaryota, Viridiplantae, Streptophyta, Magnoliopsida, Malvales, Dipterocarpaceae.
GCAAAAAAGCCAAAAGUCCCAUUCUCCUUCCUGCUUUUUGCUAGCGAAUAUUUGAUCCUUCACUUUCGAAUCUUUGCGUUUAGUGCUAAAAGAGGUAGAAAUCGAAGAACAAUGGAGUAUUCCAACAUCGUAGAUGUCAAUGCCAACCUAGAUCUUAGUGGGGAUGAGAGAGAUAAGAAGUUAGACAACACUACCAAAAUGUGUCUACAUGUUGGUGGUAGAAGAAGAAGUGAUUCUUUACCAGCUCCUGGUGAUGAUCAGAAGGAAGACAAUGACAAUGCAAGUGACAAUGUCCAACCUAAUGUUACUGAGGAAAGUGUUGGCGUUGAUGGGGCUAUUGUUAACGUUACUGAGGAAGGUGUUGGUGUUGAAACUCAUGAUGGGGAUGUUGUAAGUGAUGAUGGUGUCAGAGCUGAAUAUGAUGAUGGUGAGGAAGAUCAUAUUAUUGAUGUUCCUGAGUUAACAGACAAUGAAGAUGAGGAGACGUUGCAAGCUAGAAAGAAUGUCAAGUUUUUCAACAACAUUAAGGACAGCAUUGAGAAAGACCUUGAACCACCAACAGUUGAUGUAAAGUAUUAUGAUGCACAUACUAUAGGUUCUAGUGCUAGAGGACCAAGUAGACAACAUUUUGAUAAAGCUGAUGAGAUAAGGAGUGAUGAAGAAAAUAGCCAUCUCUCAACAUCUGACAACAAAAGGAGUGAAGCCAAACAUGGUAAGAGGAGAUGGGCUACGCAUAAGGUUUACCAGGAGCCAGGAGAUGAUGAGACUCGUGACAUUAGAAUAGGAAUGAUUUUUAUCAACAACCAACAAUUUAAGGAUGCUAUGAAUAAGUGGAACCUCAAGCAAAGGCGAGAUAUUAAAUGGAUAAAAAAUGACCAUAUAAGAUGCAAGACAUCAUGCGUGAAGCUGUUAAAGAAGAACAAGCAAUGUAGCUCAAUAAUAGCUUCAAAGUACUUGGUGAGGCAUAGAGGAUUUGCUGCCUUGUACAUGAGGCAAAUUGACAUUUAUAAUGUCAUCAGGAGAGAGUUGAGUGUUGAGUUAUCUCACCAUCAAUUGAAAAGGGUGAAGAAGAAGAUCGAGAAGGCAUUUGAAGGUGAUUGCAAGAUGGAAUAUGGCAUGUUAUUAGUCUUGAUGGUGCCUUCCUUAAAGGAGCGUUCAAAGAAGUAUUGUUGGUUGUUGUUUCUAGGGAUGCAAACAAUCAGAUGUAUCCACUUGCAUAGGCAGCGGUGGAAGUUAAGGCAUAUUAAACCAAGUGCAGUCCUUGCCAUCAUGAACACACACCCUGGGUUUUGGUCAAAGGCUUUCUACAAAGAAGAUAGUAAGUGCGAUGUUGUUGAUAACAACAUGUGCAAGGUUUUUAAUGAUUUAAUACUGGAAGCAAGGCACAAGGUUAUAUUUUCUAUGUUGGAAGACUUGCGAGCAAUGUGUGCCAGGAGGAGGGUGGCUAGGAGGGAAUAUGGUAAUAGCAAAUUUGUUGGGAAUUUUGGUCCCAAAAUUUGGGCAAAAAUUGUUGCUGCCCGAGAAGUUAUUGUGAUCAACCAUGGACAAGAGAAUGAUGAGGACUAUGUAGCACAUUGGUACAACAAGCAAAUGUUCAUGGCAAGUCAUGAAUAUGAAGUCCCAGUCAUAGAAGGAAUGAACCAAUGGAAGGAAACUAAAAUGCCGCUUAUUCAACCACCAAAUCCAAGAGAGAUGCUUGGCAGGCCAAAGAAGGAACGAGUUUUAGAAGAAUGGCAGGGGAAAACAUCUGUUGGUAGAAAAGGGAGGUUGAUGACCUGUCAAAAAUGCUUUAAAAGGGACACAACUCAAGGUCAUCAAGAACAAAAUGAGGAUCAAGUAACUCCCCAAGAGGAGCAACCUCAAGGUGUUGAUGAAAACAUUGGGGGUAAUGUGGAAAACCCAAUGAGCCAAGUGGAGGAUCCUCUUAGUCAAGUUCUUAAUGAGGCACCUACACCAAAGAGAUUCAGGCAAACAGCAAGAAGAAAACAGGAGGUUCCAAGGAAGAGGGCUGAAAAGGAUCAUGCAACAACAACCACAGCCCCGUUCAAAUCACAGGUAGUAACUCCUUCAACACCCAAAGAUAAAGGGAAACAGCCAAAGCCAUGACAGCCAAAGAAGAAACCUUGCAUGGCUGCAAAUGCAUCAAAGUGAGAUUGGUGAAGAUUGAUUUUUUUGGAUUUUGUUAGGUUGAAUAUGCUAGGACGAGCAUAUUUUGUGUGGGGUUGUAUUUUGUGUAUAACAAUUAUGGUUGGUAAAUGUAGUUAUUGGUUUAAUGUGUAGUCCAUAAUUGUAUUUUUUGCUUAGGUUUUAAUUGUAAAAUUUGCUUUUUGUUGGUAUGUAUGAAACUAUAUUUAUGUAAGGUUUGUAAACACUGCAUCUCGGAAUGGUAUGCACUUUGCAUAAGUGCUUAUUUUCUCAAAUUUAUAUACAUUCACAUACAACAUUUAUAAUAGAUUUCAACAACACAA